Molecule: messenger RNA, 16694 nt
Organism: Rhopilema esculentum
Lineage: Eukaryota; Metazoa; Cnidaria; Scyphozoa; Rhizostomeae; Rhizostomatidae
Source: RefSeq, a predicted model, not a curated record
UUUAUACGUCGCGCUUAUCUCGCACCAAAUCUAAUAUAAUUAGAACCGACGAAAGCGCGAGUUUGGCGCGACAAAGGAGUUUGAUUUUGAUUUAGACGAUGAACUUUCGUCGUGCCAAUAGCAAAAUACACUUCUGCGAGUUGCCAGCCACAGGGAACCAAUAAACUGAAAACACUCGAAGCAAAGACAAAUCACGUAUGGCGCCCUUCACGCAUCUAAAGAAAGUGCUUCUUCUGAAGUCGCUUAUUGGAGCCAGGAGAAGACGACAGAAUAUGCAAGCAAUGAUGAUUAAUUUGAUGAACAGAAGACGGUGUAGGCUUUUGCGGAUUCUUUUUUUGCUACAGUUGAUUCUUACUGGUUUACAACAAGCAGUUGCAGUGCCUAUUAGGCCUAGGAUAAGAUCAUGCCGUAGGUUGCUGCGAAACACUGGUUGGUGGAACCUCGUUUGGACAGUAUAUUCCGAGAAAAGGUUUAAAAAGACAUUUAGAAUGACUAGGCAAACAUUUUCCUUAAUUCAUGAUAGAAUCAAGGAUGAUUUAACGAAGGAGAGCGUCACAGAAGAACCAAUUCCAUCCCAGAUGAGACUAGCAAUUUGCUUGUAUCGACUCAGUAGAGGAGACUACUACAAUACCAUUUCAGAGCUAGCUGGUGUCGUUGAAACAACUGUGUGCAACAUAGUGAGAGAGGUAGCUAAGGCAAUCAUUGAAAAUUUAUGGGAAGAAUUUGUUGAGGCCAAAUUUCCACAUAGCAAGGACACGCUGAAUGAGAAAAUGAAAGAAAUGGAACAAGAAUGGCAGUUUCCUUUUGCAUAUUCUGCAAUUGAUGGGUGUCACAUACCAAUUAAGUGCCCACCUGGUGGCCAAGAGUCAUGUAAAGAAUUUCAUAAUUUUAAGAAUUUCUACUCAAUCGUUCUAAUGGGAAUGGUAGAUGCCAAAUAUCGAUUUAUAUGGGCAAGUGCUGGUUGGCCUGGCAAUUCACAUGAUGCCAUAAUCUUUCAAGCAACAAACCUUUAUACCAAACUAGCUGAAGGUACAGCCUUUCCACCUAUUGCCCAUCAUGAGAAUGGCGUCAGUAUUCCACCUUUAAUCCUGGGAGAUUCUGCCUUCCCCUUCAAGCCUUGGCUGCUGAAGCCUUACACAAAUGCUACACUGAUGCCAGAGCAGAGCUAUUUCAAUUAUAGGUUGAGUCGUGCACGCAUGGUAACAGAGUGUGCAUAUGGACAACUGAAAGGUCGAUGGAGAGUCUUGCUCAGGAAGUCUGAGAAUGAUAAGGAAACAGUACGUGCAGUUACACUAGCUUGUGUAGUACUACAUAACAUUUGCAUCGAACAAGGAGAUUUGGCUCAAAGGCAAUGGGACCUCUCCAAAGAUUCAGCAUCAAAUCAAAGACGUACACAAGAAGAAGUCCAAGACCUUCUUAUGAUAAGGCAAUGCAGACAUAAGAUAAUUCAAAUGUGCUAAAAUUAUGUACAAUUUAAAUAGUAACAUUUAUAAUACUACUUUUGGGAAAUUAUUAAAAAAAAUCCAAAGACAUUCAUAACUUUAAAACAAGGCAUGCUACAUCAGGGAAAUUUUUCAAACCAUCCUUUACAACAAGCUAUGGUAAAGGUUCUAUAACAAAUUCUGGUGUUGAUAUUUGGAAUUCCAUUCCAAAAGAUAGAAAUUCCUGAUUUCAAAAUACUAGAACCUAUGAGUUAUAUAUCGAUCAAAUUCAUGUAACUAAAAUGGCUCAUGGCUCGAAAGCCCUCUCUGGGUUAUUUCCAUGAGUCAUUCAGCUUUGUUUAUUACAUGAGUUGUUAAAAUAAUUAUAAUAUUGUAAUAUCACGCUGAGAAUACACAAAAAAUUCAAAUUACCUUCAAAUAAAUUUCUCCGUUCUUGCUAGUCUUUGUGUUUGUAAAAAUCAGUUUUUUGCGAAAAUACUCAUUAUCGCAGAUAACGUCCACUAGGUUGUUUGUUAUGUCCAUUGGCCACGAUGACUUCUUCACGGCCUUUUUCUUUCGCUUUUCAAACAACACAUUACAUGCCUCUUCCGCUUCACUUUCUGACCCAAAACUCCCUCUUUCGUCCUCAUUAAAAAUUUCGGAUUCCACGCCAGCUUCCUCACUUUCGCUGCCGCAAUCCACGCUAUUGCUUACAUACACGUCUGUUUCUGCCAUUUUCCUUCAGAGAUGAAUACAAGAAGCAAGAACAACCCAACUAUACUUUGGCGCCAACAAAAACUUAGCACCACUGCGCUUGCGCAACUAAUGUAUUUGACGGACUGGAAAAAACACUAUUUGAUUCAAGUCAUCAAAAGCGCGACGUCUAAAGCCAACUCGCGCUUUGGUCGUGUAGCACGGCUGACCAUGACGAACUUGAGUCGCACCUAGCAUUUGUAUCGAGCUAAAUUGCAAAUUGGAUUUAUACGCCGUGCUAAUGUUGAAUCUAAUCGAUACUUAGAUUUUGAAGAGGCAAAGUAUUUCAUUCGGUGCGAGAUAAGCGCGACAUAUAAAUCAGCCCUAAAUAAAACUCGCAGAAUUUUAAUGUAAAUUUCUCAUUCAAGUCUUAUUCUCCUGCAACUACUAUUUUGUGCGUAUAUAUAUACGUUUACGAUAGAAAUUUCUAGGAUGCUGAAUCAUAAUUACUAGAAUAUGAAAUUAGCAAUGAUUACAUAAAUAAACUAAUUUCCAGAUAAUUCCAGAGCAACCGGCUAACAAUGAGGCAGUAAGGAAAACGAUGUUAUAACAACAACUUCAUGCUGAUAGGCCAAAGUUCUCGAAUGUCUAGUGCAGUAGGUUAGCUAAUGAUAGUAAAAUUAAACAUAAACGCAUAACUAAGCAAAUUGCAACGAUACAUUUUUUUUAUAAGAACCAGUAAAUUUAAGUUCAGGCUGAUUGUUUUUAAUUUUUUCGAAAAUCUGAGGCUGGAUUGUAAAAUUGGAAUAUUCACCGAAAAAGCACCCACACAUUGCUAAAAAUCCUCGAUUUUGAGCAAAAACGUUGUUCAAAAUUGCAUUUUGCAGAAGCUAAGCCUCAGCUUGUUCUUAAUUUGUUCUUGACUUUUGACCAGUUUUGAGGCUGGUGUUUUUAUAAAAUUGUUCUUAUAGUUUCUAGAAUGGAAUUAUCUAGAAUACAAAGUAAGUUGUUCUAGAAUACUAGAAUAUAAUUGUUCUAGAUUUCCCAACAGAACUAAGCUUUUCAGCAUUUCUAAAGAAUUAGAUCUCAAUUGUUUUUUGAACCCCAUAAUUGCCUUUCUGUUAUUAUCUCUCUUUCUCCUGAUUUUUAGUUUGUUGCUUUUGAUUUGACUUUUUGAUGAGAACCACAGAGAGCAACUGAUCAAUUCUACUGACCCGUUUUUGAGUCUCAAUACUUUUACCUUGGGAUGGUUCAUUUUAUUCUCAUAUGAAUAAAAAGGGGGUUGUCACAUAAAGAUUGUUUUUCAAAAAAAUUCCUCUGGUCCCUAUGGGACUUAAAAAUGAAAGAUCCCUAAACUGAACUGAAAAAAACAUGAACAUAAACAGAAUGAAAGGUCCCAAAACAUAAACAAAUGAUGAAUUCAAAAUAUCAUUAUUUUUCUGUUUUUAUUUUUUAGUUCCUUUUUUGCAGAAAACAUUUAAAAAUUUGAAAGAUUCCCUUAAAAAAAGGUUUGACAAGAGAAGACCCAUGGCAAGAUCAAAAGCUGCUGCAGCAUAUCUCCCUGUAUGCAAAUAUUUUGAAGUCAUGUGCUUUCUUCACGAGAAAACUUCAAAUUUGCCUACUCACAGCAAUGUGGACAUUUCACCUGGAGCAUACAGUCAAGGGUCAGAAACAAGUUUUUCCGAAGAUCAGUUGGAAUGUCCCUACCCAUCUAUUUCAACUUCUGCCUCACCAUCAUUUGCAUUAGUUCAAGUUUCUUCCAAUUCACCUUUAUCGAUACCUGGGAGUUCAUCAAUUCCAUCAGCACCCACGUAUUAAAAGCCUUUAAUUCAAGACAAACCCCAAAAGCGAUUGAAAAGGAAAGACACCCCCUAACAAAGUGCACCUGGCCCAUUUCUCCAACACAUGCAGCAAAUGGAUGAAAAAAAGAUAAAAAUGGUUGACAAAGAUAGGGAAGCUGAAGAGGAUAAAGGAACCAAAUUUGGGAUGAGUUUGAUAUCUGUUUUAAAAGAUUUUGAUAAGAAAAAAUUGAGAUUAACAAAAGUUAAAAUUCAAAAAAUAUUAUAUGAUAUAAAAUUUGGUGAUGAAUAAGAUGAAAUACAUAUUUUUUGUAAGAAAGUUAAAAAUCAGUCGAUUAGGCACAAUUUCUUAAAAAUGUUGGCAUUUUUAUAGCCCAAUUUUUGUUGCAAAUUAGCAUAUCUGUGAGGCAUUUGUCACACAAUGAUUUAAAAAACUUUUUCAGAGUUAAAAAACGUGCUUAGAACUUCUUUGAACUUUUCAUGAGCUGAGUAAUACUUUCUUAUGAACAAUUUUUUUAUGAUAAGAACUGACAUAUUUUCAUUUUCGAAAUUACCUUAAGAUACUCUAUGGCCACUAGACUGCAGAAUGUAGCCUGCUACGGUAAAAGAAACUUUUUUAGGCUAAAACUCAAAAUAAAUGUUUUGAGCUAGAUUUGGUCUUCUAAUGGUCUAAAGAAUUUUCAUGGUGAAUAUUUCUCGAGUUUCUAAAUUCGUUUUUGGAAAAUCCUGGAAAAUAUGUUACAACAGAAUGGGUUUAUUUUCAGUUUAUUAGCAAGAAAUUAAACAAUCAGCAAAAUCAAUUACUUGCUUCUGUUUGCAAAAUGAAAUGGCUUUAAUGAUCCGGGCAUCCUAGAAUGGACACCGAAGUUAGGAGAUCUUUUAGUUGAUCAAACGUUUCUUCUGCCUUCUUGGUCCAUUCAAAGCCACAGUUUCCUCAGUUUUUGUUAACUCUGUUAAAGGUUUAGCAAUGCUUGCAAGAUUUUUGAUAAAUCUUCCAUAAUAUGAGGCUAACCCCAGAAAAGCGUGAACUUCGGUUUUGCUUUCAGGUCUAGGAAAUUUUGCAACAGCAUCAAUUUUCCUUGGAUCAGGCUUUAUUCCGUCACCACUGAUAAGAUAACCCAGGUAUUAACCUCCAAUUUGGCCCAAUGACAUUUUGAUGGCUUUAAGAUUAAACCCGCCUGAUUCAAUUCGUCAAGUAGCACUGGCAAGCGCUCUAGGUGCUCAUGAAAUGUUUUUCAAAAAUGAUGACCUUAUUUAAGUAAACCAGACAAUGGCUCCAAUGUAAUCCUAUUAAUACAAAGUCCGUCAAUGGUUGAAAAGUUGUUGGGGCAUUUGUUAUGCCAACGGACAUUAAAUUUCCAAUGCCCUUUAAUGGUUGUAAACACAGUAAUUUCCUUAGAUGCAUUAGCUAGUGCCACCUGCCAAUAACCAUUUUGUUGUAGAAUAAAAAGCCCCACCUAAUGCAGUCAACGUGUCAUCUAUGCAUGGUAAGGGAUAAGGGUCCUAUUUUGUGACAGAGUUCACCUUUAUGUAAUCAAUGCAAAAGCAGGUGGAACCGUCAGGUUUUGAAAACAACUGGAGACAACCAGGGGCGUUUUGAAAAUUGAUGCUGUUGUAAGAUGGCCUAAUUAUUUCCUUUACGAGUAGUUUCUCCACUUCCUUGUCAAUCAGACCCUGUUUUGCCAAUGGAACUAUGUAGGGUGGCUGCUUAAUUGGUGUUGCGUCACCAAUGUUGAUUUUAUGCUUAACAAUUUCAGCCUGUCUCAAAUCAGGACAUUUGACGAUUUUAAGUUCUCUAAGAAGUGCUAGGAAGCGAUCCUUUUUUUAAAUGACUAAUUUUAAGGUCUUGUUCUGAGAAAAUAUCCUUAGAAACGUUUGUGUCAGUGUUCAACUCCUCUGUUGGAGCAUCGUCCACACGAGGCACUUUUUCUUCGAUAAAUGGAACAACUUCCACGAUUUCCUUACUUUUUGGUAAAAAUACAGGAUAGUCUGUUAAGUUUGUUACUUGCAGCAUUACUUUGUCAUUACGUGACCUAACUUUAGUUAAAAUUCGCGCAAUAAACAGUUUAUUGUCCUUAGCAAACCCACCUUCAACAAAUAAGUCAUUAUUUUCAAUAUUAUCAAGUAGUUUAGUUUGAAUGGCUACAGUUGCCUUCACUGAAAUUGGAACGUCAGAUACAGUAGAAUCGAUAAACUCUUAUUUGGGCAAAAAAACCUUAACAACAAGAUCUGGUAUAGUUAUUGACAAUAUUCCAAAAUCAAUGGCAGCUUUGUUAGCAACAAAGAGUCUUUGCAGAGUCAAACACUGUGUUUGAAAACAUGAUCGUUAAAUUGAAUAGAAAAUUCUGCUUACCCAACUCGAUAAAGGCGUCCCAGUAGCAGCAAACAAAUCAACAUUAUCAUAAAUCAAAAUAUACUUUUUUGCAAUUUCAUUGUAGAUUGUUUUGACAUUAAUGAAAUAUCUUCACCAUUGUCAAUCAACAAAAGAGCACUAAUAUUAUUUACAAAGCCAGCAACAUAACCUUGUUGCUUGACUGAGCAUCUAUUGGAAAUAAUGUUUAUUACUUUCGCUUCUGUUUGUUCCAAAUUGGCUCCCAUAUCUAGUUGAUCGUGACUAGCCUCUGAAUUCUUAGGUACUCAGGGCUGACUGCAUUUGUUUUGAAAAUGUCCCCAUUUUCCACAGUUCCAGCACUGAAUGUUAUUUCUACGAAAUUUUGAGGGCUGAAAAUUUUCUUCCCAUGUACCAGUAAUUUUGGGCCAAGAUUCUGAGCCCAGAUUCUGGGGAGUCUUGCAGUAUUCUGAGCUGAAGAGCAAUUAUGCGUUGUUGGUCUUGCAUUAUUCUUCUCAUGCCUUCUAGCAACUCUGAAAAGUCACUGUUAGUGGAGCAGGGUUCUUCGGCAUUUUUUGAAUCGAUGGCAAGAACUUUGCUUUUGCCCUUUUACGCAAUUAUGUGUGAGCUUUCUGAUAUCCCAUAUCAAGAAGCUCCGUAUGCCAGGGCGAAAUAUUAGCCUUUACUGAUUUAUGUGUAUUUAUUGUUGUGUAUUCUCGGCGUAUUGCAGUGUUUCUUAUUUGCUACAUUUUUAUAGAAUUUUCGCCACAAGAACUCCUUGGAGCCCAUCGAGCAGCCUGCUACAGUGACCCUUUCUUCAUUCACAAUUGUUUCGAAAGUUGGCUUUAAACCUUUGACAAAAUAUUCGAGAGACUUUUCCCUUAAGAAUUCGGGAGAUUUUGUGCUCCAUCUCCAUUGCACUAAAUUACAGAUAUCUUCAUAAAAAUCUGCCACGGAUUCGUGAGAUUUUUUGUAUCUUUCACCCACCAGAUUUCUUUAUUGUAGCCUUUGCAAAGGUGAAUGACCCUCAAUUUCCUUCUUUAAAAGAUUAGCAUCAUUCUUUAUUCAAGCGACAAAAUACGAUAAAAUUGACUUUCUCAACCCAAAAGAUAAAGUAGAAGCAUUACCUGUUCCUCAUCAUGGGUCCAGCCAUUUGCAGCAGUAGCUUGAUUCCAGCUGUCAAGCCACUAGGAUAGGAAUCUGAUUUUUGUUCUUUGACAACAAUAGGAUUCAGUGACAGAUUUUGUUGAGUUUUAUAAGGAUUCUCAGCUGGAAAUGCGAGUUUUAUGAGAAUUUUCAGCCACUGCAAUAUCAAGCCUCAAGUCAAGCAGGUGAGACAGUGUUUUUUAUUUGUUUUAAACAAUUUAUAAUUUUGUUUUCAUGAUGGAAUUGGGCCUUCGUUGCUUAUAAUCACAUCCCUAUGAUUCUGUUCGCAUGUGUUUCGCCUGCUGCUUCUACUGGUGAGUCACCCUUCUACUUCCAGUAUGGUUGUGAGCUUCAUUUGCCUGUAGAUGCUGCAUUGAUAUUGCCAUCCGCUCAUCUUUCAUCAUCUGUCGCUGAGCAUAGUGCAGGCAUACUUACAAAUUUGAAGAAUGCACAGUGUAUGGUUUCUCCUAAAACGCAGUUGGCUCAACAGAAAAUGAAAGAAAUUACGAUCGAAAUUGUCAACCAGUUGUUUACGAUAUCUGAGACAAAGUAGAGAUGUUUACACCGAAAAGCAAGUAUCAAAAAAAUUAUUGCAUAAUUAUCACGGUGCGUACCGUAUUGUCGCAAAGGUUUCUCCAGUUCACCUUCGUUUUCAAACUCUAGAUAACCGUCCAGUAUCUGUUCCAGUUCAUGCAAAUAGACUAAAGCCAUAUUACGAUCCGAAUUAUCGUCCAAUCAAGCCACCCAGCGAUUUUGACAAUUUUAGCGAUCUCACUGACAAUGAUUUGACUUCCGAUAGUUUUGAUAAUGGUCUGAUACCAGAAGAAACGUCUACGUUGCUGUUAAGAACUACGUUGCUCUCCCAAACCAGGAGGUUUGAACUUAAAGGGCUUAUUAAACCAAAUUUUCGAUAGCUUUUUUAUUAGCUACUCUCAUAGAUUGAAGGUUCUUGCUCUAAAUAAAAAAAACAGAAUUUCCUUGUCAAUUCUUUUUUAUUGCGUGUGAAAAACGACACAUUACGCAUAUUCAUUGCAAAAUCGGAAGUCCUCUUGUGAUGUCACAGUGAUGAGUCAUGAUAUAUGAAUGAAUAAGUCACGCAUUCAUUCAUGGCUAUAGUAGUAGAAGUAGCAUGGCAAAUUCGAAGCGCUCUUCAGGUUAUGGGCGAACCUGCGUUGCUGGAACAUUUGAUGGGACCAGUUGCAAGAAUACACAGUUUACAGAGGGUAUCGCGCUCCAUUAUUUUCCCGAUAGAACUGUAGACAGAACAAGACAUCAGCAAUGGAUGAAAUUUGUUUGCCGUCACAGACACAGUUUCAAACCAUCAAAAUACUCUGCCUUGUGUUCAAUUCAUUUCAAAGACACGUGUUACACGAUGAGAAGGGGUUUAGCCAAAGAGCUCGGAAUAAGAAACAAAACUAGAUGCAGUCGCUGUUCCAAGCAUUGAUAUAGCCAACAAGAGAGUUGAUAGUGGCACAACCUUCCCAGAACGAAAGCAGGUAGGGCCUAAAACAAAUCACUCAUGCUAUAAAAUUAAGUCCUUACUUCUGUAGAAUAGGGUCAAAACUUUAUCUCUCUCUAAAACUGAAAUAAAAUUACUUAUGUAUAUUUGAUCAGAAUACGUGAAUUGUCAAAUAGAAAAGGGUGAUUAUAAUUAGGCAGAAGCCUAUUUGAUAUUAUAUGUAUGUCAGAUUUAGAAAGAAGAAUAGCCUUUAUUUUCUCAAAAAGCAACACACUUUAUUAUCUUCAAUCCACCAGAUUUUACGAACGACACUUGACAAAAUGGAGCAACAAGAUGAAAGUACUGACGAUGAAGUUGCAGCUGACAUGGGUGCCAAUAUUUUAUUAACAUUAAAUAUUAUAUACAUUUCUGUAUCUGUGUUUCCAGAAAUUUAUUUUAAUUUACAGAAUUUUCCUUUUAUUUGCAGUCAAAUCAAGCUGGAAGCAGUAAUGCCAUCGAACUGAGUGCUGCUAAAUUGUGCUUUCAGUAUCUCAAUGAUUGUGGUUUGCAUGUCUCAAAUUUUGUAAGUGACCGGCACAGAGGCAUUGCAAAGUGGAUUAGAGAGAAACAGGCACAAUGCAUUUCCACGAUCUCUGGAAUAUGGUCAAAGGAGUUUCAAAAAAGGUUCUACAAGCCAUUAAGGAGAAAGGAAAUGAAAAACUUCAGGGUUGCCUGAAAGGUAUACGGAGUCAUCUAUACUGGUGCGCUGUGUCAACAAAGACACAGCGCACUUUGGAGAAGUGUUUAUUGCCAAAUGGAAGUCGUUGAUGCGACACAUUUCAAAUAAACAUACUGACCACCCCGAUCAGCUUUUUGACAAAUGCACUCAUGGUCAAUUCCAGGGACGAGAGUGGCUCAAGAGAGAUACCCUUGCAGUAUCGAUACCCUCUGAAGCUUAUAUAUUAUGCUUAUUCUUUAUAUUCACAUUCACACAAAUGUAUAUUAUGGUGAACAUGAUUGGUGCUUUUGCUGUCAUAAAAUGGGGUGCGAUCUCAACCAAGUGCAUUAUUUAUAUAUAUAUAUUGAGAUUUUUCUUUUUCCCACUAAGGUUAUAUUCAGGGUUCUGGGAAGAUUUCAACAUUUUCCUUAUUCCCAAUAAAGUUUUAUUUGUGUCCCCCUCUUUCAAAUUUGAUUGAUUGUAAAGGUUGGAACAUAAUAAUGAAUGAAUCUUAUUAUACUGUAUUCACUUGUUGCUGUCGUAUCUUCUUGUCCUAAAGGCAUAAUAUGUAAAUUAUCCAAAUUCAAUUAAAAAAUAAAUUGUAAUACCCAGUUAUUAUCAUUCUAAAGGAUCUGCAGCACAUGAAAGGUUACACACCAUACUUAUGAAUGCAAAUCUAUUAAACGAUAUAAAGAUGGCCUCGUCAGAUGCUCAAACAAGUUGUUUGGAGAGCUUUCACUCAACUUAAAUCAUUGGCAUCCCAAAAUGACUCACUAUUCAUGGCUCGGUACUUUCUGUAGGUAAGUAGAAUAAUAAAUUGCUUAGGAUAAUCUUUAGGCAUACUAAGGAAAUCAGAUCAAAUUAACUUUGGGUAUAUACAAGAUGAUUCAUUAUGUAGUUUUGUUUGUAUCCCAAAGUUCCUGAAUUUAUCAAUUGUUUAUGUAAGGGCAUAUUGCAUUGUAAUGAAACUUAUCAUCCUUUAUCAUCCUUUAUCUAUCACAUGAUUUAUCUUUUGUUCAAGGAGGCAUAUUUUGGCAAUACUCUAUUUCAACGAGAACCUUCGCCGUGAGAAAAAAAACCAAAGAUGGAGCAACAUAUACAAGUGUAACAUAUCCAAAAUAUAAAUUUGGUGAAGAAUUAGUUCGAGAAAUUGCAGUUCCUCCAACAUAUGUUUAUGUUGGAGAAAUCAAAGAUGUGAUGUUUUCGACCAGUGAAAAGGACAAAAGUGAAGCUCUUGCUUCAUACCUCGAUCAUCAGCCCCAGCCAUUGACCACACAGUUUGGGGAAAGACUGUCCAAAAGAGAUACAAUGGAGCAACAAAUGCAAAGACGGACAACUACUACCCAACUGUAUCCGCAAAUUCACAAAGAGACAAAUUUGGAAAAGUCUCUAGCUGUUGCUGCUGCUAAAACCCAGACCAGAAAAGGAAGACUGCCGUAAAUGUCAAUGAAAGGUCAUCCAAGAGGACAUUGCAACACUACAGAGAUUAAUGAGGAUUAAUUAGAGUAGUUACUCUAUAGUGCCUUAUAUGCCCCGUAUGCACAGGCAGGCAGUGGCCUCGUGUUGUCCCAUCCAAGAAAAGCAAAAAUGUAGCGUAUCACCCAUCUAUUAGCAAAAGCUCUAAAAUAAAUAAAUAAAAGAAGCAUAUAAGAUGAAGUUGCCCAUGAUUUUUAAUUACAAGGGUAUUGCCCAACAAACAUGAAUAAAUGUUGGAUGUAGGCAAUCAAUCUACUACAUGUUUACAUACAGUACAUCACUAUUGUCAACAUUACUUUCUAGUUUUUGUUACAUUUGAGUCCCAUUUGGGCUUCCAGCUUCAAGAUAAGGCACUGCAAACUGUUUGUUUAACUUUUUUAGAUUUAAAGAUGUUAAUGGUCAUUAAGAAAUAUUUGUAUGCUAGUUAACAGAAUUGGGCAUCCCCCACCCCCUUAUAACAGAUAAUUUCAUUUGUCUCCAUUUAAAGCAUCUGGAAAGAUAAUUAGGGUGACAACAAUUCCAAACAACUGCUAACUGCCUAAGGUAGCCUCUUGUAGGGCCAAAUUGACACUGCGUUGAAUGUUUAUGUUUAGGUCUUGACCUAAGGCAACAGAUUACAAUGCUUCUGAUUCAUAUUUGAAUUUAAAAAAUGAAAAAUGUUCCUAUUUCAGUUUUUGUCCCCUAUGUGUUAAUCUUAGUGCAUUCCAGCUAAGUUUAUAUGACCAUAUUCUGUGAGCUGGAACGAAAAUUAUUUGUCGAUUUACUUACUCGUUUUUUGGAUGACGGGCCCGUUGCUUGGAGACUCUGCCAUUAAGGCCUUUAGCAGUAUACCCAGGUGAGAAAGCACCACCGUCUCUGUCAAUUUUUUAUAAUCCUUGUGCCCUGUUAUGCAUUUUAUCCUCUCAAUGCUGCCAUCAGUUGCCAAUUUAUCAACAGCGGCAUUGACCUCUGAGCAACAUCGGUAUUCUCUAGCACCAUUUAGGACCGAAUCAUUGCAUUUUUGGCAUUUACACCUGGUGUUAGCAGAGAUAUACAAUUUAAUCAAUAAUUUAAAGAACAAAUAGAAAACAAACGUUGCUUACUCACCCAUCGACGUUUGGAAACAUUAUAUGAAGUGAACGGAAAAUUUACUAGGCCAGCUCGGUUAGGCCCAUUGGUCGGCACACGACAAGGGCAAAAAAUAAUGUUGGUAAAUAAUCCGGGCAAGUCAAUUGGGCGCCCAGAGAACUUCUUCAACUCUAAUUUGGGCAGUUUUGCAGGAACCUUGUUGAACUUCGUGGAGGAAACGCUGCCAUACAUCAACUUCCAUCUUUGUCAUCAUUUUCCGAAAUCAGUUCCAAAAUUUGCACAUCCCCGAUUUUUGCUAUUAUUUGAGAGACGUACCCUCUGUAGCCACCUCUGAUUUUUCUUUUCCUUGAGAUUUCUUCCAUUUUCAAAAAAAUUCACCAUAGACAAUAUCCGUUUCGCUCGACGUGGACCAUUUGUUAAGACUUUCGCCUAUCUUUCGCUGGUUCUACAGAUAGUUGUCGGUGUCCAAGAGAAAAGCCAAGAAAAAGAAUCCUUUUAGCGUUCAGCAAUCCUUAUUCAUCACAUAAUUCUCGUUUCUCUAGGCUUGAAUACCGAUACUACUGGUAAUUUCACAUGUUUUUAUAUGUUCCAACAAGGAAUUAACGAAAUAUGAACCAAUAACAAGCGUUCUUACAAUUUACAUAAAUUUUUCAUGUGAAAACUUAUAACAAGCACGGGUUGGAUAAUUAUUAACUGGCCUCAUUUUCACGAGGAGGAAUUUGCGUAUAAACGUUAACUAAACAAUACAAACUGCGUAAAACAGCUAUGAUUAAUUCCUAUUUAAGCAUUUGAUAGUGCAAGCAUAUAACCACGUACUGUGGAAUCUACGUAAACAUGACGAACACGGAGCCAUGCUGCAAAGCAAGGGUUACUAAAUGGAUAAGAGGGCAGGGAAAAUCCACAGAAGCUUUUCAUUUUUAAGAGGGUACAAGAAAAAAGAUAGAUCUGGAUUCUUGGAACUGGGACAGCUGCAACCGUUAACUGAACAAUAGCUUGGCAUAUUGUUCAGUUGCAAACGAUUUUAAAUUAAGGUGUAAGAAUAAAAUAGUCGAAUAAAUCCACCAGUUGAAAUGCAAUGAACGGAUGACGAACAGCAACAGCCUAAAAGAUUCUGGAACAAAUUUUCCUUCUGUUGCACGGUUAUCAGAAAUCAGAAACUUUUCCAAUCGAAGGUACAAAUAAAGCAAUGUUAGUAGAUUUCAAAAUGCCAGCGAAUAUAAUAAACUACUUCGUAAAGCCCAGAAAAAUCAAUUGUAAAUCACAACAAAAUCGCAAGAUACAUUAUGUUUACGCUAGGAACAAAUCUGGUUUGCCUCAUUGCUACCUGGUAACCAAGGCUAAUCGCUGUUAGCCAAUCAUCGGCCAUAUCCGGUUUAAGUGCGUAUUAGGCAAUUGUCCUUCAAAUAAAGGGAAGAUUCAAAUUUGUGGUUUUAACUAAUGAAUUUUUCUCCACUCCAUUUCUAACUUGUUUUUCAAUUCUUAAGCAAAAAUUGUGUUCCCAAUGUGAUAAAGUUUCACAGACUUUGUUGUUAGCCAGAAAACAGUUCCAUCAUACUUGUUUUUAUACCGUGGGAAAGUUGUUCAUUUGUUUACAGAUGUACUUUCUACUGCAUCAAUUUCUAUGUAAAGUUUUCCUGUUGUUUUUCUGCAGUAAUUUGAUUUUGCUUGAUUAAUUUAAGUAACGCUCUAAAUUAAACACUUGAUUGAAUUUUUUUCACUAAAUGCAUGAAAAUUUCACACAUGAAACUCUUCUUGCAACUAUUUACGAAAAGGGCACAUGUCUUUUCCAGUUGAGAAAUAGCAUUAUGCCAUUUCAUUGCAAAUUUGAAUUGUUGCCAUAUCAAUGAUCCAGCUAUUAAUGUUUAAACUAUAGACAAUAUUGAAUGUAGCUGUCAUUUCAAACACUGUUUAUUUCUCAAUGUCAGAGGAUUUCAUCAAAAUGCUAUAUACUGAUUUCUUUUGGAAAUUGGAUCCCUGUUGACAUGCAUGUUGGCCUGACAGUGCCAUUUGUUUUUUCAAACGGAAAUACAACUUACAUUUAAAUGGCUUUGAAAAAAGCAAACAUUUAGUAAAUUAAAGCUUUUCGUCUGACACUCUUCAGAGUUUAAAACGUCAGAAAAUAGAUCGAAAACUCUACGCUUAGAAAUAUAUAUACACCCAGUUGUGGAUCGAAAUAGGCCAAUCAGAAACACGGGCACAUGACUGUAGAGGUUGACCAGUCAGUGCCGCUGGCCUAUUAGAAUGUUACCAGUGGAGUCCUAAGGUGAAAACGAACUCCUUUUGUCUACACAGUAGCGGUUUUUUCGUGCUUAUGUAGAUAGAUUCUAAAACUGCUAGGUGGAACGACGAUCGGGCUUUUCCAAUAAUCCGAAACAUGUCGCCAUUAUAGUUUUUUGCACAAUCUGGGUUUUCUAGCAAAUGCUGCCCGAUAGCAGAAUCGCAGGUUUUAGUAGUAAUUUUGGAUUUGCAAGAGCGAGGUGGCUGUUCUCUUUAGGGAUGUGUUUUGUUUCUAAUAUUAGAUGGAACCUGUUGUUUUAUCCUAUCCUCCAAUCUUUGGGUGGUGCGUCCUACGUAGCCAGAAUCACCCUGGCACGUAAAUUCAUAAACAACAGAUCCUUUUUUUGUGGCAGGAACGCAGUCCUUUUGAAUGGACGGAAGGGCCUUUUUUGUACUGUAAACAACACCUGGGUUAACCGCGAAGAAACAAUUUGUUAUGGCCUGUUUUAUUUGGCUUUCAAAACGUAGGGAGCUGUUACCGAUCCAGGGUAGUUUUAGACAGACCGGACACUUUUGAGGACCAAAUUUUACGUCAGCUGAGAAAUUUCCUAUCUUCUCCUUAAUGUAAACUGAAAUAACAUUUUCUGGAUAGCCGUUCUCCAGAAAAAUCUUAGUUAGUUUUUCAAGUUCCGAGUCGAGUUUAGACUUGGAACAAAUCAUCAGUGCCCUAUGUGUAAGCGUUUUGAUGAGGCUGAUUUUUCUUUUUUUUGGGCAAAACGAACUCCAUCGAGUGUAUAACCCCGAAAAUGUGUGUUUAUGGUUUACACUGGUGAGAAAUCCAGUGUCAGAUUUUUCAACCAAAACAUCCAGAAAUGGCAAGGAGUUAUUUUCUUCCUUUUCAAAUGUAAAAUGUAGGGCUGUGUGAAGACCAUUAAAGGUAUUAUGAAUCGAAAAAUGAUUUUAACCUAAUCGAUAGAACUCACUUUGCUUAUUUGUACUGUGGUAUCCAUUUGCUAAACUUUAAUCGUGUUUAUUCUGAUAAUUCACUCCAAACCCUCGAUUUUGCUGCACUACGAACUUCAAAAUGUGGCCUACUUCAAACGCGGUCAAACCGCUCUGCCCUAGUCUCCUGUGACGUAAAGUGUUUGACACAUUCUCAUUGCCUACGUAGCAAACAAGUCGUCAAUACGACUACACCCACCAUCAAAUAAGCUUUGUUUCCUGAAUUUUAGGUUCCAAAGUGCCCAUAUAACUAAAUAUACUUUUGAAAACGGAAACUGAUCGUCCUUUGACUCAUAACAACACCUCAUCAAUGUGAAAAGUUAUCGAUCAACCUAAUAAUGAGUCAGGGUAUGAACGGUAACUUAAACAAACCGUGCUUGUUAAAAACGUGUUUCGCUUUGUUUUCAGAUUUAUUUUAAUUUACCUCUAAAGAGUCCAACCCCUAUACUGACGUAAUGUAAAGUUGUUCGUUCGCGAUGUUUUCUAGUACUUUGCUUACGUCAUUAAAACGUUUUCACACAACAACUUACAUAUAAAUAUGAGGAUAUCCCGUCAUUUCCAACAUUGUGAAAUAAAGGUUUCUAGGAUAAGGUAAGGAAAUUUACUACUUGAGCAAAUAGGUUUAGCUGUGGAAAAUUUGACAUGGAAAAACAAAGUUCUAGAGGUGGAAAAUAUUGCUGCGCUGGCUUACCAAACAAAGAAUCUUGCAAGAACAGUACUCAGAUUCCGGGAGUUUCAUUGCACCGUUUUCCUAAAAAUCCUGCGAUUCGCAAACAAUGGACGAAUUUUGUUCGACGAUAUCGCCUUGACUUCGACCCAUCAGCCUAUACAGCCGGCCCUUUUUUAUUCUCGAGCCAUUUUACAAGUGCAUCAUAUACACGCGGGGCGGCUAUGAAUCUUCCAGGUUUUGAUACUGAGAAUACAAAACGAUUUCUCAAUCGCUAUGCAGUACCGACCAUUUAUGAACAUAUAUCGUCUAAAGCGCUGAAUUCGGGAGAACCAAGUUGCAGAGAAAAACGAAUGGCAAGUUCAAUUAUAUUUAUUUAUUUUAUUCUUCAUUUUAUUAUCAGGUUACAUUAGUUCAUUUAUUUAAUUUUUUCGUUGUUCUAGUUUCCUUUGAUAAACUAAGGCAGGAUUUAAGAUCGGCCAAUAAUUUUUUGGUAUAAAGCCCCUUUCCUAUAAAUAUUUUAGGAAGUCUUUGUCUCUAGGCUUCACUGACGAAACUAAAUUGUUGCUACUGGGGGGGAAGGGGGGCAUUGUCCGAAGACCAGGGUCGUUGACAGCAGGCUCGGACCCAAAUUUUUCUGUGGCCACGUCUCUAAGUCUCCCGGAGAACAAGGGAAACGCCCUUUUUAGGUACAAUUGUUGAAAAAGGGGGCACAGGCCU